This is a messenger RNA of Ambispora leptoticha, 1842 nucleotides long. The record is from the annotation of a GenBank genome assembly. NCBI's taxonomy places the organism in Eukaryota, Fungi, Glomeromycota, Glomeromycetes, Archaeosporales, Ambisporaceae.
AUGAAUAUUGAUAGUGAUCACGAAAAGAACAUUGAUAGUGGUCACGAAAAGAACAUUGAUAGUGAUCACGAAAAGAACAUUGAUAGUGAUCACGAAAAGAAUAGUGAUAGUGAUAGUGAAACGAACAGUGAUAGUGAUAGCGAAACGAACAGUGAUAGUAAAAUGAAUAGUGAUAGUGAUAGUGAAACGAACAGUGAUAGUGAUAAUGAAACGAAUAGUGAUAGUAAUAGUGAUAGUGAAACGAAUAGUGAUAGUGAAAUAAAUAGUGAUAGUAAUAGUGAUAGUGAAACGAAUAGUGAUAGUGAUAGUGAUAGUGAAAUGAACAGUGAUAGUAAAAUAAAUAGUGAUAGUGAUAGUAAAAUGAACAGUGAUAGUGAAACAAAUAGUGAUAGUGAUAGUGAUAAUGAAAUGAACAGUGAUAGUAAUAGUGAUAGUGAAACGAAUAGUGAUAGUAAAACAAAUAGUGAUAGUGAUAGUGAUAGUGAAAUGAAUAGUGAUAGUGAAAUAAAUAGUGAUAGUGAUAGUGAUAGUGAAACAAAUAGUAAUAGUGAAAUAAAUAGUGAUAGUGAUAGUGAUAGUAAUAGUGAAAUGAAUAAUGAUAGUGAUAGUGAUAGUAAAAUGAAUAGUGAUAGUGAUAAUAAAAUGAAUAGUGAUAGUGAUAGUGAUAGUGAAACGAAUAGUGAUAGUGAAAUAAAUAGUGAUAGUGAUAGUAAUAGUGAAACAAAUAGUGAUAGUAAAAUAAAUAGUGAUAGUGAUAAUGAUAGUAAAAUGAACAGUGAUAGUAAAAUAAAUAGUGAUAGUGAUAAUGAUAGUAAAAUGAACAGUGAUAGUGAAACGAAUAAUGAUAGUGAUAGUAAUAGUGAAAUGAACAGUAAUAGUAAAAUAAAUAGUGAUAGUGAUAGUAAAAUGAAUAGUGAUAGUGAUAGUGAUAGUAAAAUAAAUAGUGAUAGUGAUAAUGAAAUGAAUAGUGAUAGUGAUAAUGAUAGUGAAAUAAAUAGUGAUAGUGAUAGUGAAACAAAUAGUGAUAGUGAUAGUAAUAGUGAAACAAAUAGUGAUAGUGAAAUAAAUAGUAAUAGUAAUAGUGAUAGUGAAAUGAACAGUGAUAGUGAAAUGAAUAGUAAUAGAGAUAGUGAUAGUGAAAUGAAUAGUAAUAGUAAAAUAAAUAGUGAUAGUAAUAAUGAAAUGAAUAGUGAUAGUGAUAGUGAUAGUAAAAUGAAUAGUGAUAGUGAUAAUGAAAUGAAUAAUGAUAGUGAUAGUGAUAGUGAAACAAAUAGUGAUAAUGAUAAUGAUAAUAAAACAAAUAGUGAUAGUGAAAUAAAUAGUGAUAGUGAUAGUGAAAUGAACAGUGAUAGUGAAACAAAUAGUGAUAGUGAUAGUGAUAAUAAAAUGAAUAGUAAUAGUGAAAUGAAUAGUGAUAGUGAUAGUGAUAGUGAAACAAAUAGUAAUAGUAAAACAAACAGUGAUAGUAAUAGUGAAAUGAAUAGUGAUAGUAAUAGUGAAACAAAUAGUAAUAGUGAAAUAAAUAGUGAUAGUAAAAUAAAUAGUGAUAGUGAAAUGAACAGUAAUAGUGAAACAAAUAGUGAUAGUGAUAAUGAUAGUGAAAUGAAUAGUGAUAGUAAAAUGAAUAGUGAUAGUAAUAGUGAUAGUGAAACAAAUAGUGAUAGUAAUAGUGAAAUGAAUAGUGAUAGUGAAAUGAAUAAUGAUAGUAAUAGUAAUAGUAAAAUGAACAGUGAUAGUGAAAUGAAUAGUGAUAGUAAUAGUAAUAAUGAAAUGAAUAGUGAUAGUGAUAGUGAUAAUGAAAUGAACAGUAAUAAUGAUAGUAAAAUGAACAGAAAUGAAUAA